GAACGAAAUAGCAUUAAAGCAAACCUAGUUUGAAAGAAAGAUAAAAGAAGCAAGAAUGGAACUACACAUGAAUGGGAGCGUUGAAGAAGCAAGCUAUGCAAACAACUCCUCACUUCAGCUAAGGGUGAUUUCUUUGACAAAAGCUCUGAGAGAUGAAGCCAUAACAAGUUUGUACUGCAACACACUGUCCAAAAGCUUGGCCAUUGCUGACUUAGGUUGUUCUUCUGGACCAAACACUUUGUUAGUCAUCUCAGAAACUAUCAAGGUUGUGGAAAAUCUUUGUCGAAAAUUUAAUCAGAAAUCUCCGGAAUAUAAAGUCUCUCUUAACGAUUUACCCGGAAACGACUUCAACAGCGUAUUUAAGUCCCUUGACACCUUUAAGGCAAAACUAGUCGAUGAAUUGGAAAUUAAAAUGGGUUCUUGCUACUUCUCUGGGAUUCCUGGUUCAUUUUAUGGCAGGAUUUUCGCAGAUAAAAGUUUGGAUUUUGUUCAUUCCUCUUACUGUCUUCAUUGGCUAUCAAAGGUUCCAGAGGGUGUUGACAACAACAAGGGUAAUAUUUAUUUGUCAACUACAAGCCCUUCAAAUGUCCUCGACGCUUACUACAAGCAAUUUCAAAAAGAUUUUUCUCUUUUUCUCGAGUGUCGCGCACAAGAAAUAGUUGAAGGUGGUCGCAUGAUUCUUACAUUUGUAGGAAGAGAAAAUGAUGAUCCAUCAAACAAAGAGUGUUGUCAAAUUUGGGACCUCAUGACAAUUGCUCUCAAGGACAUGGUCUUGCAGGGAAUCAUUGACGAAGAGAAACUCGAUACUUUCAACAUCCCAAACUACUUUCCUUCUCCAUCUGAAGUGAAUCUUGAAGUUCUCAAGGAAGGAUCAUUUGCAAUCGAUAAACUAGAGAUUUCUGAAGUGAAUUGGAAUGGUCUUGAUAGUUGGGAAGCUUUGGACAUUGGAUCUGAAAUGUCGAAAUCGUUCAAAGACGAAGGAUACAAUAUGGCACAAUGCAUUAGGGCUGUGGCUGAAUCUUUGCUAGCUUGUCACUUUGGUGACAGUGUCAUUGAAGAGAUUUUUGAACGCUAUAAAAACAUUUUAACUGAUCGAAUGUCUAAGGAGAGAACUAAGUUUAUCAAUCAUACCUUAUCGUUGACUAGAAAGCCAUGAGGAAAAAAACAAUUUGGUUGAAGGUUUUGUGAGUUCAAAAUAAAUUUCAAAAGUCUUGAUGUUGGUUAAUUUGCACCAUUUUACUAGCUAGUGAUUAGUUAGUAAAUGUAAUUGAUGCAAAUUAAAAAUAAAUAUUUAGAAGUAUUCAUAAAAGGAUUGUUAAUUAGAUUACUCUGUUAAUUUUAAAAUGGUCUUUUGUUACUAAAUUGUAUUUGCUUGGCUUGUUUUAUAUUUGUUUAUGUUUUUGAGAAUAAAGUUUAUGUCCUCUCAUCUC
Molecule: messenger RNA, 1430 nt
Organism: Lathyrus oleraceus (garden pea)
Lineage: Eukaryota; Viridiplantae; Streptophyta; Magnoliopsida; Fabales; Fabaceae
Product: salicylate carboxymethyltransferase
Exons: 4
Coding region: 56-1156 (366 amino acids)
Molecular function (GO): methyltransferase activity
Source: RefSeq, a predicted model, not a curated record